AUGACUGAUCAAAAGCUGCUGCAGGUGUUCUGGAGAAGCUUCAGCCGCAAGGAACAGAAAAUAUUUGGUUGUGGAGCUCUCAUUGCUACUUGUCUCAUUAUUGCACUCACAUUCUCCACUCUUUUCAUGAAGCCCUAUCUUCAUCCUAUAUCAACAUACCACGAGAGUGUAGCUCAAGUGAUGUCCGUCGCCGUUUCCAUAGGAAAGAGCUUUCACCAGAGUGCAGCGGUUAAUCGGAGUAUUAUUCGUAGCUGGAGCAAUUCAAGAUCGGAUGUGUAUGAAAUAAGUGGCGACGUGAGAUUAGUCCACGGCCGCCGCUCGUCCACAAUCUUCGUAGAUUCUCCUAUAGUUAUAAACAACAACGCCUCCGGGUGGACACUGAAACCGUACGCCCGAAAAUUCGACAAGGUCGCCAUGAGUAAGGUCUCCUCUCUAACACUCAGACACGCAAUACCGAUGCCUAAUGACUGCGACAAGACGGCGCGGAGUAGUACCCCAGCCAUCGUCUUCUCCACGGGCGGCUACGUAGGGAAUCAUUUCCACGCCUUCACCGACAUCCUCCUCCCCCUCUACUCCACGUCCGUUCGGUUCAGCCGGGACGUGAUCCUCCUCAUGCUCGACGGCUCCCCCUCGUGGGCCCACAAGUACAAGAACAUCCUCGACCGACUCUCCCAACACAACAUCAUCUUCGUCCACGAGCCCGAGAACCGUGACCGCGUGUUCUGUUUCUCGCGGCUCAUCGUGGGCCUCAAGGCCAACGAGGAGGAGCUCAUGACCGACGAGCGCUCGAUGCCCGAGUUCACCAAGUUGGUCCGGAGCGCGUACUCCCUCGAGAGGGGUGCCGUGAAUCAUUCGAAAAUGAUCGUCCCCAAGAUGCUCGUGGUGUGUCGGAGGAGGGGCCGGCGCCUCGUGAACCGGGCGGAGGUCGCCCGUGUGGCGCAGGGGCUAGGGUUCGAGGUGGCGCUGCGGGAGAUGGGGGAGGAGGUGGCGGAGGCCGCGCGGCUCGUGAACGGGUUCGACGUGAUGGUGGCGGUCCACGGGGCGGGCCUCACCAACAUGGUGUUCCUUCCACAAGGGGCGGUUGUGGUGCAGGUCGUGCCUUACGGGCUGCACUGGAUAGCCCAACGAUGCUUCGAGGCCCCGGCGCGGAGCAUGAAGCUGAGGUACCUCGCGUACGAGGCUGGCAUAAACGAGAGCUCGUUGGGAAACGUUACGAACCCGGACACGGUAAGCCGACAGGGGUGGGGUGCUUUUAAGGCUCUGUAUUUGGACGGCCAAGAUUUGCGGGUGGAUUUGGGUAGGUUUAGGGGGACUCUUAUGAAGGCACGGGAGCUGCUCCUGGCGGACAAGAAGUGA
Striga hermonthica is the source of this 1356-nucleotide messenger RNA. NCBI's taxonomy places the organism in Eukaryota, Viridiplantae, Streptophyta, Magnoliopsida, Lamiales, Orobanchaceae. The record is from the annotation of a GenBank genome assembly.